AUGGCGGGUGCCAAACGUAAGGUCGAAGCGUCUCAGGGAGCGACGCCUGCUGGCGCUGGCGCUACAUCCACAGGGAACAUGACCCCCUCAGCUGAUACUCUCAUGGAGGAUAACUCCAACAUUCGCAUCACCAGGAGCGCUCGGGCUAGCCGAGACGCUCGUGCUCAUAAUAUGAACAUUCCGAGCACCCCAUCAUCUACUAACAAUGCCACUCCCAACAAUCUCAAUAAUGGUCGCCCGUCACGCAUUAUUACGCUGAGCACCCGCACUGCUAGAGCCAAUAGUGCCCGUCAGGCUCAGGCCAACAGUCUCCGCGAAGCUCAAGCAAACAAUGCUCCCGUGGCCGAUACUGCUACCAGCACGGUCAACCCUGUCCGUGAGACUCGCACCUCUCGAGCUCGCGCUGCUGCUGCGGCCGCAGCUGGUCCCGCUGUGCCCUCUGCGCCCGCGGCUCCCCUUGCUCCAGCUCCGGCUGCGGCCGACAGCGUAGCAUCGGCGAAUGUUCCAGAGACCCCCGGCACAAGCGCAUCAAACGAGCUCCUACUUUCCACCGAGAAGACUUUCUCGAACUCUCAGGCUGAGUUCAAACAGCCUGAUGGCAGCCCAUCCGCCGGCAUGGCUCCUGGUGGCCGGACACGGACACGGAGCAGACAGAUGGUCAGCAGCCUGAACCAGAAAACCGGCGAGUCAACAAGAGCCACUUCCUCUCCCUCGAAAAAGAAUGCGGGAAGAUACGAAGAGAACAUCAGCCCUCUGGAUACAGUUGUUUCGCAGCUAUCCACAAAAGAUCAGAUGUCUGAACUAGUUGAUGAGAGUUUAUCGAAGGACAACGGUCCCGAUGACAUCGAGAAUAAAGUGAACGAACCCUCAGACAUGGAAAGCGAGGAAAAGCAUGAAUCCGAGACUGUCCCACCAAAGUCACUAAAACGGAAGUCUCCAGAGCCUGAUGACGGCCUCGCUGGGGAGCUCAUGCCCUCUUCUGAUUCCCCACGCAAGAAGCCGAAAGUGGAGAACCCAGAGCUGGACCGCGCGUUGGACCAACAGUUACAGGAAGGCACCGAGAAUAACGUUGAUGACAAAGCAGCACCGCAGUUCCAGUCUCCUGGUGACGUAGAUGCUAUUUCUGCCGAGGGCGAGGUCGAAGCCUCCGAGAACGAUGCUCUCAAAGCCGGAGCUACGAUAUCUGUUGCUGCCGACGACGAUGUUCCCGAUGUUCAAGAUGCUGAAAUUUCCGCGUUCUCCGCUGCCAAUGCUAGCGAUGGGAGUCUUGAUGUUGCUGAUGCUGCGGACAAUGAUACCACUGCUGCUAGAGAAUCGGCGGCAGGUGAUGAGUCUCGUCAAAUCACGGAAGAAGUUGAAGAACAAGCUUCUGAAAAUGGUGUCGAAUUUACGGUCAGCAGUGGACGUGGACGAGGUCGUGGCCGUGGCCGUGGAGGCGGCGGCAUGGGAGCCUCCACGCGCGGCGGGGGCCAGAAAACGGGGCGCAAAGCGGAUGGCGAUAAUGACCAGGAUUCCGGGCCAGAACCCGAGCCUCUGCGUUCCCCUUCUCCAACUCCAGCCACACAGAAGAUGCGGGACCGCCAAAGGGAACUUGACAAGGCGUUCAAGAAGGUAGCGGCCGCCCAGCGACUGGCUUUGUCUGUGCUAGCCGAGCAUUCUCAGCGCAAGCUUGCGCGGGAUAAGAACGCCCAUAAGAAAGUGCCGGAGUUCGACGAGGUCAACCGGCAACUACAGGAGAGAUUAGAGAGACACAGGGAGAUAUUGCGCCGAGAAUACGAAUAUAAGGUAGCAAAUGCGAACCGGGUCCUUGCUCUUGAGAAGGAGAAUCUUGAGAUACAAUUUCGAAGGAAAGCUCGUGAAAUCCAACACGAACAUCUUCUUGCAAGUCAGGGGGCGUACAUGGCAUUUGUCGAGGGCCGCCGUGCUGCAGAGGAUGAUGAACACACUGAGACGGAUGAAUCCGAAACCGAGGUUGACCGUGGACGUGUUCGCCCGCCAGCCAGAGAGAUGAAGAGGGGAUACUAUUCAUCCUUUGUGCGCAACCCUGCUGGUGCUGCUCUAUACGAACGUGCCCUGAAUGGCUGGGAGGAUUUUGUUCAGCGAGCCAAGCUGGGAGGCGACAUUGAGCCGCAGAUGAACGACAUGGAAGAAGCGGUGCCGUUCAAAGGUCUCUCAGCACAUGAUAUUCUCAACAUGAUCAUUGAAGCAACGGGGUUGGUUCAAACGCGAGACGACGCUACGGCGGAGAGUAACAUGGUAUUCGCUCCGCACACCGAGCUAUCCUCCCACAACCUCCACAACAUCCACAACAUCCUCAGCUUCCUGCAAUCCAGGCUCCAACUGAUCCGCGAGCCUUUGUGCUACCGCCUCCAAAUCCGCAACGGCAGCAGCCGCGUCGGUUGCUGCCCGCUGGGCAACUACCGGACCCUUUUGCUGCUCGAAACGGCCCUCCCCAACUGCCCCCCCUCCUGGUUCCAACUUUCAACGUCCUCCCCUGCCUGGCUUCCUAUCCGGACCUCCUCCUCCGCCCCUGUACUACACACACCCGCCUCCUCCGGGACCCCGGCCACCCUUCUAAACGGCAGUGUCGGAGAAAAGGAGGGAAAGGAGUAA
Molecule: messenger RNA, 2613 nt
Organism: Aspergillus novofumigatus IBT 16806
Lineage: Eukaryota; Fungi; Ascomycota; Eurotiomycetes; Eurotiales; Aspergillaceae
Exons: 7
Coding region: 1-2613 (870 amino acids)
Source: RefSeq, a predicted model, not a curated record